Molecule: messenger RNA, 486 nt
Organism: Solea senegalensis (Senegalese sole)
Lineage: Eukaryota; Metazoa; Chordata; Actinopteri; Pleuronectiformes; Soleidae
Gene: atp5pf
Product: ATP synthase peripheral stalk subunit F6
Exons: 4
Coding region: 84-407 (107 amino acids)
Biological process (GO): proton motive force-driven ATP synthesis
Molecular function (GO): proton transmembrane transporter activity
Source: RefSeq, a predicted model, not a curated record
UCACGUCGCCUCCAACUUCCCACAAUCCACCGCGGCUCCUCCACAUUUGGGAUCUUGUGCUGUGUUUGAGUGUCAAACCCAAGAUGUCGCUCCACCGUUUGUUUGCACUGUCAUCCGUGCUGCGCUCCGCCGUGAGCCUCACUCUGCGCAGGAACAUCGGGAUCUCCGCCAUCGUCUUUAACCGGGCAAAGGAGCUCGACCCAGUCCAGAAACUCUUCCUGGACAAGAUCCGUGACUACAACACCAAGAGCAAAGCUUCUGGAGGCAUCGUGGAGGCUGGAGCUGCUUACCAGAAGAACGUUUCUGAAGAGGUGACCAAACUGCAGAGGUUAUACGGAGGAGGAGACAUGGACAAGUUCCCCGACUUCAAAUUCCAAGAGCCCAAACUUGAGGAAGUGACCAAGUAAAAAAACUGUGUCCAUGUUCUUUUUCUCCUACAUGUCACCAAUAUGUAAUUGUAUUUAAUAAAAAGAUGGUGGAAUUGAA